AUUCCUCUCUCUGUCCUUUCAUAUCUCUCCUCUCCUCUUGCAACUUCUCCCCACAGGAUAAAAUAAAAUGAAAUUUAAAAGCGAAAAAAAGAAAGCAAAAUCACAUCAUGAAAAGUGUAGUGUGUCCAAGUGAGUCACACAGUAUCUUUAGUCCAUAUAUCUUUACGUGCAAGUGUUCAUUGCAAUGAAUCAUUGGUGUGGGCCCUCACUGGGAGUCCUCUUGGAUAUCCUGUUUUCCUGUGUCAUGGAAAUACUCCAGGUUUGGGUGCAGAGGACCAGCCCCUUCACAUGUUCCAGCAGAUCAUAGAUGAGGUGGAUGACGGAUGGGUCAACUCAUAGACCUAGUUUUGGGCCUGGGUGGUUGCUGGGUUGGUGACCCUACCAACUCUCCCUCACCCUCACUACCAGAGUGUGCUCUACAGAACCACCCUCAGCUAGCUCACCUUGUAUAGUAAAAAACAAGUGGCAGAGCCAAUUCUCCUACUCCCAUGUCCUCUUUGCUAGCUUUACCUACACCUACACUAUCAGGGCCAGAUAUACUAUGCUGCCCAGGCAAGGUGCAGGGAUCACUCUCCUGAGGUACUGCAGCUGGUGAGACACAGGGCCAGAUCUCUUGCUCUUGUGAUCUCAAGGCCAGCUCUCCCACUUGCCACAAGUAUCAAGGGUGGGCCUUCUCUCCAUCCUCUUCACCACCCUUUGCCAGAUGAAGGACAGGGGCAGAUCUCCCUUGCUCGUGCUUGUUGGCCCAGCUUACUACAGUCUUAUGUUGUUGUUUGUUCUCUUAAUCUUUUUAGGAGCCCACCACCCAGCUCACAAAUAAAUCACACACAGAGGCUUUUUCUUAAUUAUAAAUGCCAAGCCCUAACUUGACAUGUUUCUAGCCAGCUUUUCUUAAUUUAAAAUUAUCCUGACUCUCUUUUGCCUCUGAGCUUCUCCUCUUCUAUUCCCUGUAUAUUUCACAGAUUCACAGAGUUAAACAAAUGCAUCAUGAACAAGAGUAACACACCUUAAAAUAAUAUUCUGUAACAUUUCCUCCCUUUUGUCUAAACAAGAAAGGCUUUAACUUUAACAUUGUAAAACUAUACACAACAAAAACAGUUAUCAAGUAAGAAUUUACAAGAUUCAGUCAAUUUGCAAAACUCUAGUUAUUUAGCCUUUAAUAAUAUUGCCUAACAACAGAAACAUUUAGCUGCCUGGACAGUCACGCACAGUUCUUCUGCAAUGUUGGGGCAUCCAUCUUCAGCCUACAGGCCUAGAGUAUCUGGAAGGCUUUUCAGUGAAGCGGGAAAUUUGAGGGACUGUCCUGCCUUGUUUUGGCAAAGUUCAUCAGUCGCUUUUCUCUGUGUCCUGCAGAAUAUCUGACAGACUCUUCUGUGAAACAGGAAUUUUGGAGGACUGUUCUGCCUCAUUUUGGCAAACUUCAGCGGUCACCGUGUGUCCUGCAUGUCCAGUGCUGUGGGAUGUCCUGUAUGUUGUGAAUAUAUGUUGCUAUGAUUGAUUGAUAAACAAAACAAUGAUUGGCCAGUAGCCAGGCAGGAAGUAUAGGAUAGGCGGGACAAACAGACAAGAGAGGCUGGGAGGUGGAAGCUGGGGGAGACGCCAGCCUGCCGUCCAGGGAGCAUCAUGUAAAGGCACGGAACACGUGGCGACAUAUAGAUGAACAGAGAUGGGCUGAGUUAAGUGUGAGAGCUAGUCAGUGGUAGGCCUGAGCUAAUGGCCCAGCAGUUUAAUUAAUAUAAGUUUCUGAGUGAUUAUUUUAUAAGUGGUUGCAGGGCCCAUGGUGCUGGGCAGGACUGGAGAAAACUCCAGCUACAGUCCAGUCUGCACAGCACACUGUCAGCAGUCAAAGGCAAGAGCAGAUUAUUUGCCCAGUGGCUAACCUUGCCAGAGUGAAAGCAAACUCCAUAAGGAGUGUCUUUGAUGCCCAUCAUCUCUGAAGGAAAUUGGUGCUGCCAGGAGCAGAUGUGUCUCAUUGUCAUGAAACACCUUAAGUUAACAAAACAUUUUAAAUGCCAUAUUCCAUAGGUCUUUGAAGUGUUUGAAGACCACUUCUUCUAAAAUAUACCUAUUUAACCUUGAAAACAUAACUAAUGUGACUACAAGUUUGAUCAUUAUAGAUUAACCACCAACCUCAUUUCUUAUUCAUACACUGCAUUUUAAAUGAGCUGCAUAAAUAAGCACAAUACCCCAACUUUUCUUUGUUUCUUACUCCAUAGCUGGUUGUGUGGCUGGGUGACUGGCCCCUGGAUCCUCCUCCUUCUCUGGUGACUUCCUCUUUUCUUCUAGAUCUCUCAUUCUAGUUAUUCUGUCUGCCUGCCAGCCCUGCCUAUCCUUUCUCCUGCCUCGCCAUUGGCCGUUCAGCUCUUUAUUAGACCAUCAAGUGUUUUAGACAGGCACAGUAACAGCUUCACAGAGUUAAACAAAUGAAACACAAACAUGAGGUAGCUGUGGCUUGUUCUGCUUCUCUGAUCUUCCAGCAUUCACCACAAUAACUGGCCUUAGGUUUGAGUUAAUUAAUAAGACCUUGUAAGAUUCCUGCUACAUCUGGCGCCCAACGUUCGUGGUACAAAUUCACAAAAAAGCCGCUUGCCUGUGGCCUUGUGGGCCCCAGCUCAGGCCCGAGCUACCCUCGGCUGGUUGUGGUGGCACACUGGUUGGAUUUAUUGAAGGAGCCAGAGGCAGGAGGAUCCCGAGUUUGAGGCCAGCCUGGGAGGCUUGCUAAGGAGAAGCUGUGGCCUGGCCCAAACCAAAAACAGUGGAGGCAGGACCACCGAGGUGGUGGCUUCUGCUCUGAGCUACAAGCUGCUUCUCAUCAUGUUGGUGACUGCGGUGAUGCUGCUACCUGGGACGAAGGGUUUACUGCUGCUUGUUCCGAGAAGAAUUGCCAGGACCAUCGUGUUACAAGAAAGCAUCGGCAAAGGUCAGUUUGGAAACGUUUGGCGAGACAAAUGGUGGGGAGAAAUUGCUGUGAAGAUUUUCUCUUCUAGGGAAGAACAUUCAUGGUUCCGAGAGACAGAUAUUUAUCAGACUGUGAUUGCUCCAAACCACAGAGAAGGCACGAAAAAUAAAAAUAAAAAAUAAAAAUCUACAGGAACCAUGACCACGCUUAACAGCAACUUUGAAUUCUUCAAAAAGAUGACAGGAGCCCACAAUGACGAUUCCACAUGGACUAUGAUAAAGGCAUUAAGCUGAUUAACACCACCAAAAGAUUGACUUUGGACUACAAACUGCUCAGAACAUUUUCAAGAUGGCUAGCUGAGAUGAUCCAGAUUCAUAGACAACUCGAGCAAGGACUUGAGACAAGCCCUGCACUUUCCCAUUAUGCAGAGAUUGGACAAAUGAUACAACUAACUUUAUCAGGACUUGACAAUUAGCCCCAAAAUUUUCUCUUUAGGAUUCCCUAAAGAUGUCUUCACCCCCAGAAAGCAGGAAGUAAUUUCAAGAACACAACACCCACAUUCCCAAGAAGUGGGGUGGGUGUUUUUUGGUUGUUUAGUAAGUUAGGGAUAUUGUCAUUGUUUAUGACGGUUGGUUACAAGUUGUUAAUUGUUAUUGGCCAGGAAGAAAGCUGAACAAGGAGAUUAGAUCCAGAGUUUUCGUUUAAAAAAGAAAAAGAAAAAGAAAAAAGAGAAUAUAGAUAUGAGGUAGAUUAUUGAAUCUACUCUGAGAAAAAAGAUAAAGAAAUCAUAGGAUAAAUGGGUAGAUCAUUGAAUCUACUCUAAAAAGAAAAAGGGGAAGAUAUGUAAAUGACAAAAGGUAGACUAUUGAAUCUAUUAUGAAAAGAAAAAAGAGAAUAUGGAUAUGAUAAGAUAAAAAGGUCAAUUAUUAAAUCUACUUUUAAAAAGGAACUACUUGUUUUAAAUAGGAUAAGUAAUGAAUUUUUUGUCUGAGUUUAUCAAAUGCAAAUGGACUGGACGUUGUUAUAUAUUAAUGGAGUUAUUCGUCUGAAUCUUUCAAAUGUUAAUGGACUAGACAUCGUUAAUGUAAUUCUUGACUGUAUAUAUUGUAUAUACUUAUUGGAUAUAGUUUUUUUCUUGCAUUAGUUAUAAGCUUUUUUAAAUUUUAGACAGAAAAAGGGGGGGGGGGAAUGUGGUGGUAUUGUGUUCUCCAAAAUAUUGUGUGACCCUAAUAAGCUUAUCUGGGGUCAGAGAACAGGACAGCCACUAGAUACAGAGGCUAGAAAAUGGUGGCACUCACACCUUUAAUCCUAGCCUUCUGGAGGCAUGGAUCUCUGUGAGUUCAAGGCCACACUGGAAAUAGCCAGGCAUGGUGACUCGCGCCUUUAAUCCCAGGAAGUGAUGGCAGAAAGCAGAAAGAUAUAUAAGGUGUGGAGACCAGAAACUAGAAGCAUUUGGCUGGUUAAGCUUUAGGCUUUUGAGCAGCAGUUCGGCUGAGAUUCAUUUGGAUGAGGACUCAGAGCCUUCCAGUCUGAGGAAACGGGAUCAGCUGAGGAACUGGCAAGGUGAGGUGGCUGUGGCUUGUUCUGCUUCUCUGAUCUUCCAGCAUUCACCCCAAUACCUGGCCCUGGGUUGGUUUUAUUAACAAGACUCUUUAAGAUUCAUGCUACACAAACAAGAGUAACACAGCUUAAAAUAAUAUUCUCCAAAGACUUGUUAGCAUACAGUGGACUAUUAUUCGGGUGUGGAAAGGAAUGGAGGAGCACUGGUUCAAGCCGCUACAUAGGCGAGGUGAGACACAAGGAACUGUGUACUGUGGGUGAAACAUCAUGAAUCCAGGAUGCUAAGUGAAACGGACAGACACAGGUACACUCAAGAGGACGGUUUGCCGAAUGAUUCCACCUACAAGAGCUGUCCAACUCGGAGAUGAGCUGACGUGGCAGAAAGCAGAGUAGCGGCUAAGGGGCCCCGGGGACCAGGAAAGCCUGCAGCUCUGGAUUUGCUCGGGAUGCUUGGAGCUCUGAGUUUAAGUCUCCGGAAGGAAAAAGGGAAAACCCCUCAGGUUUACAGUGGUGACUGGGAUCCUGGGUGGGGCGUGGGGUGGGUGGUGGGUGGUGGUGGGGAAGGUAGGGACAAAGAGCUCACGCUUAAUGGGUAGACACGGUGAAAGUACCUUAGAAGCCGAGGGUUGUGAAGGGCUUGGUUCUCAAUGGCACCACUGAGUUGCUCCCCCUCACGUCUUUGUCUUUCCUAGAAGGCUCCUUGAGCAGCCCAAGGUGUCCAGGUGGCGACAGCGCCCCUAGCGAGGGCGGGCUGGGAGCCAUCACACACCACACGUCAUCAGUGGGAGCUGGAGUGGGAGCACAGAAGAGAGGAUUUCGACCGUGAGGGGUCGCUAGGAUACGCAGCCAGACGCAGAGGGGCCCUUGGGAUCAGCCUGGAGGCCCAGAGCCCAGCAGGCCAGCAGAGAGCCGCCAGGUGGAGCAGAACCAGCCUGUGAGGUCGCACUCCGAGGCCAGCAUGCCCAGGACCAGACAGGGCAGCCGUCGAGGGUCGUCGUCGUCUCGCCGCUCCCGCACCUCCAGAGCCGAGCUGACCUUCUCUGUGAGCCUGGUGGAACACCGUCUUCGGGAGGGCGGCCAUGCCCGGCGGCUGAGCGAAACGGUGCCCAUCUUGCUGACUGCCAUCCUGGAGUUCCUGACCCGCAGGCUGCUGGAGCUGGCAGGCAAUGAGGCCCAACGCCGAGGCGCACAGAGGCUCAUCACCCCGGAGCUGCUGGACGUGACUGUCUACAAUAACACGCUGCUCAGCGAACUGUUCCAAUUCGCCACCAUCUCCCAGGUGGCCCCGGCUGGUCGCCCCCGUCGUGGGCGUCGACGUCAACGCUAGCUACUACCUGCUGCUGCUGGUGCUGCUGCUGGCUGGCUCUGGGUUGCUGACCUGCCCAUCCGCCCCAAUCUACCCACCGAGCAUCAGUUCAUCCCGCCCAAACUUUGCCACAGACAGCCCUGCGAGGCUGGUCAGCCUCGUCCCUUCCUUCUCCCUGUUGUGCUCUUAUUAAAGCUUUAGUUCGAGAACCCCA
This is a messenger RNA of Peromyscus californicus insignis, 5979 nucleotides long. Its product is annotated as histone H2A-Bbd type 2/3-like. The record is from RefSeq and is a predicted model, not a curated record. The transcript has a single exon. Gene Ontology annotation, molecular function: protein heterodimerization activity; DNA binding; structural constituent of chromatin. The coding region runs from base 5418 to 5786 and encodes 122 amino acids. NCBI's taxonomy places the organism in Eukaryota, Metazoa, Chordata, Mammalia, Rodentia, Cricetidae. Gene Ontology annotation, cellular component: nucleosome.